AUGGCAAGCGUUCUGUUACGGGCAACCAGGACGUGUCGACCAUGGACCGGUCGUAGCCUUGUCUUACAGCGGAAUAUCCACAGCAGUCUGCCUGUCUACAAGAAGAAGCAAAAGGUCCUCAUCGACGACCUCUUCGCCGAGGACGACGCAGACGCAUCCAAGGACGGCGACCUUUUCUCCUCCUCCUCCUCCCCCGCCAGCUCCCCCGCCCCCGCUCCCACCUCCCCCAGAGCCUCCACCUCCACCCGCAAGCGCAAGCUCUCCCCCGAGGAACGCCUGCAGCGCUUCAACAACCUGCGGCAGUGGGUCUCCGACCGCAUCGGCAAGCACCCGCCCGCGGGCAAGUUCCCGGAGCAGGUGCGCAACAGCGCGUGGGUGCACCUCCUCGGGCUCGCGACGACGCCCGAGCAGGUGCGCGAGGUCGUCGCGCUCUUCCCGCGCUGGGUCGAGGGCGGGCGGGUCUUCUCGCCCAGGAUCGCUGAGGCGUUCAUCCGCCGCUGCGAAGAGCUCCACUGCCCGCUCAUCGCCCUCGAGGUCUUCUCCGACUACCAAAAGCACUCCCUCAGCCUCCCCGCCGCGCCCGCGUCUCAGCGCGCGGUGCACCAGUUCCUGCACUCCCUGCAGCAGGAGCACCCCGUGGCGAAGGUCGUGCAGGCCGCGGCGCUCUUCGGGCCGUACAAGCUCCCGCCCGUCACGUCCGACCUCGUCUCGUGCGCGAUGCUCACUUCGGCGUGUCUGCGCGACGCGCGGCGGCACCAGCUGGAGAUGCAGAAGCAGUCCUCCCCCUCGUCCUCCGCGGAUAAGGAGAACCCGGAGCUGGUUGAGCAGAAGGGGAAGACGAAGACGAGACCCCCGCCGAGCCUCGUGGUCGCGCUGACCCUCGUGCCCGCGCUGCAGCGCCUCGUCACCGGCGCGCCGCCCCUCCCCGUGCCGGAGAACAAGCUCGAGAAGGAAAGAGCGAAGGAGCGCGUGUGGUUGAAGUGGGCGCUGGCGAGGGUCGAGCAUUACCUGCCAAGGCUGACGCGGGGGACGACGUGGGAGGGCGUGCAGCCGGUGAGUGUGGACUGGCUGGCGGAGUGGAGGGCGAGGAGCGGGCAUGCGCAGGGCGGUGCUGCUGCUGCUGCGUAG
Gloeophyllum trabeum ATCC 11539 is the source of this 1128-nucleotide messenger RNA. RefSeq lists its product as uncharacterized. Lineage: Eukaryota; Fungi; Basidiomycota; Agaricomycetes; Gloeophyllales; Gloeophyllaceae. The record is from RefSeq and is a predicted model, not a curated record. The transcript has 3 exons. The coding region runs from base 1 to 1128 and encodes 375 amino acids.